Molecule: messenger RNA, 943 nt
Organism: Lates calcarifer (barramundi perch)
Lineage: Eukaryota; Metazoa; Chordata; Actinopteri; Centropomidae
Gene: rps3a
Product: ribosomal protein S3A
Exons: 6
Coding region: 98-898 (266 amino acids)
Biological process (GO): translation
Cellular component (GO): ribosome; cytosol
Molecular function (GO): structural constituent of ribosome
Source: RefSeq, a predicted model, not a curated record
GCACUCGCGAGAUAAGACAAUUCUCGCGGACCUUGAUGUGUCUCUUUAAUUCUCGCGGGAUUUCCUGUUUCCUCCUCUUUCACUCCCUGUAGCCAACAUGGCAGUCGGCAAGAAUAAGAGGCUGACCAAAGGCGGCAAAAAAGGUGCCAAAAAGAAGAUUGUUGACCCUUUCUCCAAGAAGGACUGGUAUGAUGUCAAGGCACCAGCCAUGUUCAACAUCCGCAAUCUUGGCAAGACCUUGGUCACCAGGACCCAGGGAACCAGAAUCGCCUCUGAUGGUCUUAAGGGACGUGUGUUUGAGGUGAGCCUCGCUGACCUGCAGAACGACGAGGUUGCCUUCCGUAAGUUCAAGCUCAUCACUGAAGACGUUCAGGGCAAGAACUGCCUCACCAACUUCCACGGCAUGGACCUGACCCGUGACAAGAUGUGCUCCAUGGUCAAGAAGUGGCAGACCAUGAUCGAAGCUCACGUGGAUGUGAAGACCACCGACGGCUACCUUCUGCGUCUGUUCUGCGUGGGUUUCACAAAGAAGCGCACCAACCAGAUCAGAAAGACCUCCUAUGCCCAGCACCAGCAGGUCCGCCAGAUCCGCAAGAAGAUGAUGGAGAUCAUGACCCGUGAGGUUCAGACCAACGACCUGAAGGAGGUUGUCAACAAGCUGAUCCCUGACAGUGUUGGCAAGGACAUUGAGAAGGCCUGCCAGUCCAUCUACCCUCUACAUGACGUUUAUGUCCGCAAGGUCAAGAUGCUUAAGAAGCCCAAGUUUGAGUUGGGCAAACUGAUGGAGCUCCACGGAGAGGGCGGUGCCGGCAGUGCUGCAAAGGCAUCCGGCGACGACACUGGAGCCAAGGUGGAGAGGGCUGACGGCUACGAGCCCCCCAUCCAGGAGACAGUCUAAAAAACACCCUGACAGAUUUAAUAAAAAAUGUAAAUGACCAACAAA